CGCUCAGUGCAAACAUCUGCCCUCUGAUGAUCUGCAGGAGACUUCAGCUCACAGGCGCUCGCACUCUCCUCGCAUCAAUUCUCGGAUCAGGGAGACAUGACCCUCCGUUAUAUAGCGCUCUUGAUCGCGGGACUGAGCGUCCUCACGUGCAAAACAUGGGCCAUGGUGAACGUGAGCAUGGAAGACCGGGUGGAGGUAUAUUUAAAAGACAAGGCUGAAAUCUCCUGUAUCUACACUCUGAAGGAACCAGCCAAGAUGUUAGUCUGGUCUACGAAAUCGCCAGGCAGGGAAAAAAGCAAGAAAGGACUCUUUACCUAUGAUACUCUAGAGAACAAGAUCAUCGAUGAGGACAGUGAAUACGCCGGACGCAUCAACUUCACACACUCUCAUGAACCACAGAACUCACAAGGAAGUGGCCUUCUGAUCAUCGACAAUGUGCAGCUGAGUGACCAGAAGGAGUACACCUGCACCGUGCAUAAUGUGUCGACAGACAGCGGUGAAGGACACACUCUUCUCCAAAUAUUCAACUCGCCAUCUCUACCUGUGAUUGAAGGUACAUACACAGGGAUUUCAGUUACUGAAGAGGAGCCGUCAAAGGUUGCACAAUGCAUAGUGGACAAUGGGUAUCCCAGACCGAUUAUCACAUGGUACAAGGACAGAUUGCCUCUCCAGCAAUCAGAUGGUGAGGUAAAGAUCUCGGAGUCAGAGACAAACAAAGCCAACGGCCUGUUCACAGUCGAGAGUAAUCUGUUCAUUAAGGCUCAGAGGACAGAUAAAGAUGCUGUUUUCUACUGUGAGGUCAAAUACCCUGUCCCCGGUGGAGUAAGAAUGACAGAGUCCAAGAAAAUCAACAUCAGUGUUCACUACCCUUCAACAGAAGUAAAAGUGUACGUAAAUCAACCUGAUAGGCUUAUUAAAGAAGGCGACACUGUGGAGAUCUGGUGUGAGGGAAAUGGAAACCCUCAGCCCGUUUUUACUUUCACACAUAAUGGGGAAGAAUUGAGCGGGGAUAAUCAAAUGCUGCUUUUGGAAAACGUCACACGGUCAGACAGUGGGAUGAUUGUGUGUCAGUCAAAUGACUUUGAGGCAAACAUUUACACUGAGGACUCCGUCAAUAUCACGGUGCACUAUCUGGAUCAAAUUGUGGUGACACCAGAGAAGUCUGUUCUUCACCAGGGGGAAAAUCUCAAUUUAACUUGCAACGCUCUGUCUUCUUUAACCACAGUGACAGCAUGGUAUAAGGAUGGCACGCGGCUGGUGGAGACGCAUGGUUUGGAGUUACACAAUGCCUCCUAUGACACUGCCGGAGUGUAUAUGUGUGAAGUGACCGUCCGUUCCCUGCCUGAGCUACAAGAACAAAAGUCUGUGCAGAUCAGUGUGCGAGGGAAGCCUAAGUUCACAAAGGAGAUAGAAGUGGGUCCAGUGAAUAAAGCAGAGCGCUCUGUUAACCUGACCUGCUAUGCAGAAGGCUUCCCGUUCCCCACCAUCACCUGGACCCUCUCUGACCAACGGACUGGGCAUCCUGUCCCUGUGCCGGAAGCGGAGAACCAGAUGACGGACACUGGUAUUGUCAGCAUGAUCUCUGUGAGAGCCAUGUCUGAACUCACAGCCAAGUGCAGCGCUGCCAAUGUUCUGGGGACAGAGGAGAUUACUCGCAAGAUUAAAGCAUAUGCACGUGUGACAACAACUACAACCCAAGCCACCAGCACAAAAGGAACAAGAUUAACCGUCCCACCAAAACAACCACAAACAGGAGGUGGAAGUGGAGUCAUCAUAGCCGUCCUCAUCAUCUGCCUCCUCCUCAUAGCCAUACUGGGCAGUGUGCUCUACUUCCUCUACAAGAAAGGAAAGCUGUCCUGUGGACGGUCGGGAAAGAAGGAUUUCACGAAGGAAAAGGCCAGUAAGGAUGAUAUUGUGAUGGAGAUGAAAAGUGGUAAAUCUGAAGAGGCAGUGCUUCUACAGGGAGUCAAUGGAGACAAGAAGUCCCCCACCGAAUAGGUCCUUACUUCAGAACAAUGAUUCCCAUUAUAUUACACAAGACCUAAGAUUUACAAGGCCAUGUCAUGGAAACCUGAUGAUAUUUUUUUUUCAAUUAGAGUCAAAGACUGAAAACGACAUGCAUAUGUGGAGAGCCGCUAACAGCCACUGUCCUUCAGAGCUCCUUCUCAGGGUGAAUCCCAAUCUGAGUGCUCGAAGACCUCACAAUACACCCACAUCUUCCCCUCUACUCAAAUACCCACUCAAUUCUGCCUUUUUCUGCCCAUGUUUUAUGUUUGGACUGCUAUAAUCUGAUUUAGUAUACAGCAAGAUGAUCCAAAAAGCACCAAGUUCAUAAUGGACUCCGCUUCAGUAUUUACAAAUUGUACAUAAAUAUGACAUACUGUAUAUAUUUAGCUAUUUAAAAUGCCUGAGACAUCUGAAAGGUUGCGCUUGAGUCUCUUUGUUGAGGGGCAUUUGAAGAGUCAUUAUUUGCUGUGUCUGAUCUGAACCUGCUCUCACCUCCUCCACACCAUUAGUCCAUGCACUGAGCCGUCUGUACCACUGUAAACCUUCAUCUGUCCUCUAAUGAUCCGCACUGAAACGGCCCAAUGAUAACACUUGAGGGCAAUUUCCCUACAAAUAAAUGAUCAGUGAAAGGCUCUGACAUGGUUGACCUUUUUUCCAAAUAUGUAAGCAAAAUGUUGGGUUCAUGUCUUGCCUCUAGUUUUAUUAUUAUUAUUUUAAAUAAUUUUAUUAGCUAUAUCAAAUUCAGUUUGUUCACUGUGAGGGCCAAGCGAGUGAACUAUGUUAAUGUCAGAUGGGCUAAAAAUGUCCCUCUAGCCUGAGAAAAAUUAAACUUUUUUUUUUUUUUUUUUAAUGCCAUUACCUGCUGUCCUAAUCUUGCACUUGAAUGUAAAUAAUAGAGAAAUACAAGACCAACCCUCCCGUUUUUAAAUUUUAGGGGAAAUAUUAAAUGCAUUUGGAAGACUGCAUUCAUUUAUCAUAUUGGCGGGAGAUUACAACAGGAAAAAAUGCAGGUGUUAUUUUUACACUGAAGACAUUUUUUUUUUACUAUAUAUUCUAUUAGAUUUUUUUUUCUCCAAUGCAUAUUUUAAAGGUUUAUAAGUUGUAUCUUAAUCUAUGCAGCAUGUACCCUGUACUUUAUGCAAAGCAGACCCACAGAUGGAUACAAAAGUCCUUAUUAUACUGAAGUUCACCCGUUUCAUUUCCUCUGGGUUUUUAUUUUUGUCCCUGGUAUUUUUGUUAAUGCUUGUUUUUGAAUUGUCCUGGUAUUUCUAUUAAAAAUGGCUGGCUUACUCAGGCCUAUAUUUUA
Messenger RNA from Carassius auratus (goldfish), 3313 nucleotides. Its product is annotated as cell surface glycoprotein MUC18-like. The coding region runs from base 97 to 1998 and encodes 633 amino acids. Gene Ontology annotation, molecular function: laminin receptor activity. The transcript is spliced from 16 exons. Lineage: Eukaryota; Metazoa; Chordata; Actinopteri; Cypriniformes; Cyprinidae. Gene Ontology annotation, cellular component: plasma membrane. The record is from RefSeq and is a predicted model, not a curated record.